AUGCAGACGAACGUUUGGCCCACUAUGAAAUGGAACGAUUACCAAAUGCAAUGGGACCCAAGAGAGUUCGAUGGGAUUAAAACUAUUCGAGUUCCUCCAGACAAAGUUUGGCUGCCGGAUAUUGUUCUUUUUAAUAACGCUGAUGGUAAUUAUCUGGUUUCAUUCUACUCCAAUGUAGUCGUGGAGCACACUGGUGACAUGCUAUGGGUUCCUCCAGCGGUAUAUAAAAGCAGCUGUUUGAUUGAUGUGGAAUUUUUCCCGUUUGAUGAGCAAGUGUGCUCACUCACUUUUGGUUCCUGGACUUUUCGAAAGGACGAGUUGCAAUUAUCGUAUCUCUCAGGCAAACGUCAUGUGGAACUGAACGACUAUUUGCCAUCCGGAGUUUGGGAUUUGAUGGAUGCUCCGGGAUUGUUGAUUGACGAACGCUCCAAAAUUUCUUAUCAAAUAAAGAUAAGGAGAAAAGCAUUGUUCUACACAGUUAUUCUAAUUAUGCCAACCGUCCUAAUGGCUUUCUUGUCCAUGAUGGUAUUCUACUUACCUGCUGAGUCAAGUGAGAAAAUAACUCUGGCUAUAAGUAUUCUGCUUGCGUUGGUAGUGUUUUUGCUUGUGGUUUCAAAGAUAUUGCCACCAACCAGCUCCACUAUCCCAUUAAUGGCUAAAUACUUACUCAUGACUUUUAUAAUGAAUAUGAUAACUAUUAUGGUGAGUGUCAUCAUCAUCAAUGUCUACUUCCGAGGUCCUGCAACACAUAUCAUGCCGACUUGGUGUCUUCCUGUACUUUUCGUCAUGCGAAGGCCUGAAAGUACAGAGAAAGAGUUGGCAAAAAUGAAACGCGAGAAACGUGAGAGGAGAAGCAUGAAAUCUGCACUCAAGACGUUUUUCAAGAGGAAUGAUGCUAAACUGAUAACUGAUCAAACAAAACAAGCACUGACUAGAAAAGAGGGAUCGUGUUCAGAAGAGAAACUAUCAUCGGACGCUAAAAAAGCAAUCGAGGCUAUCGAAUACAUUACAACGCAUCUAACACACGACAACGCCUUCAAACGGCAACGUGAAGAAUGGAAAUUUGUGUCUGUGGUGAUUGAUCGAUUACUUCUCUAUCUUUUUUUUGGAGUUACCACUGGCGGUACAAUGGGAAUACUUUUAUCAGCACCCAACGUUUUUGAACAUGUGAAUCAAACAACAGUUAUAGAAAGGCUGAAGCAACAAGCUGCGGAAGAAAUGUUGAAUUCUUGA
Caenorhabditis remanei is the source of this 1233-nucleotide messenger RNA. RefSeq lists its product as uncharacterized. The coding region runs from base 1 to 1233 and encodes 410 amino acids. The transcript is spliced from 12 exons. Gene Ontology annotation, biological process: regulation of membrane potential; signal transduction; monoatomic ion transmembrane transport. The record is from RefSeq and is a predicted model, not a curated record. Lineage: Eukaryota; Metazoa; Nematoda; Chromadorea; Rhabditida; Rhabditidae. Gene Ontology annotation, molecular function: acetylcholine-gated monoatomic cation-selective channel activity; transmembrane signaling receptor activity. Gene Ontology annotation, cellular component: postsynaptic membrane; synapse; neuron projection.